Annulohypoxylon maeteangense is the source of this 654-nucleotide messenger RNA. RefSeq names its product GTP cyclohydrolase 1. The transcript has 3 exons. NCBI's taxonomy places the organism in Eukaryota, Fungi, Ascomycota, Sordariomycetes, Xylariales, Hypoxylaceae. Gene Ontology annotation, molecular function: GTP cyclohydrolase I activity; GTP binding; zinc ion binding. Bases 1 to 654 code for a protein of 217 amino acids. The record is from RefSeq and is a predicted model, not a curated record. Gene Ontology annotation, biological process: tetrahydrofolate biosynthetic process; tetrahydrobiopterin biosynthetic process. Gene Ontology annotation, cellular component: cytoplasm.
AUGACGGCAGGAUCGCGGGUGAUUGCCUCCCCGUCGAGACCGGACGGAUUCCGCUCCGUGUUACUUCGGUUCACGUCUCGCCGCGCAUCCUGGGAACUAUAUAACUGCUCUUUACCAAAAAUCCUAAGUAUACUCGGCGAGGACACGAACCGUCCAGGCCUCGUAAAGACACCAGACCGCUACGCCGAAGCACUUCUAUUUUUCACGAAGGGAUAUUCCCAAACGGUAGAGGAAGUCGUGAGCGACGGCAUUUUCAACAUCGAUACCGACGAACUCGUUAUCGUACGCGAUAUCGAUAUCUUUAGUCUGUGCGAGCACCACAUGGUGCCGUUUAUCGGCAAAAUACACAUCGGAUACAUCCCGAACAGAAGAGUGAUCGGACUAUCCAAGCUCGUGCGAAUCGCCGAGAUGUUCGCACGUAGGCUCCAGGUGCAGGAACGCUUGACGAAGCAGGUUGCGGAGGCCAUAGAUGCGGUUUUGGACCCGUUUGGCGUUGCCGUGGUUAUGGAAUGCAGGCAUAUGUGCAUGGCGAUGAGAGGCGUACAGAGGACGGAGGCUAUGACGCAUACUCAAUGUAUGAUUGGUUCACUAAAGGAUAACUUGAAGGAACAACAGCAUUUUUAUACUAUGCUUGGUUUGGAACGGAGAAAAUAG